AGCAAACCAGUACAAAAAAAAUGUGGUGAAAGGGAAAGACAAAUUUCUCUGACACAUGCCGCAGAUGAUGGAAGACAAGGAAACGUAUGCAAGGAUAGUGACCCAAAUGCGGAAGAGACGGAGAGGAGGAGUCACGCAUGUAAAUAAAAACUUUGGUAUACAAGACAGAGUCAUUAGUUGUGUUCUGACUGUUCUACGGCAUACGUUUACCUGACAAACAUGAAGGUUUUCAUUAUCGCUGCUGCCAUCAUAGUAGUUUACGGGCAACCACCCUAUCAUAAACCUACAGAUUACGUUCCUUACCAACUGUUAAACGACUACAAUAGACCACAGUAUCCAGCACAAUCUUACAAGCCGGAAUAUUUAACACCGUCUUACCAGCCGGAAUACCCAGCCCUAGCAUACAAACCUUCAUACGCUGAGCAAACCUAUAAACCCUACCGAGAAGUCCCAGUGUAUAAACCUGUAUCUUCGGCAUUGAAGUACCCUACCUUUGCGUCACCAUAUUCAGUCAGAUACUAACAAAUGUGUUAGUAACUCAUUCAUGUUUUAUGUUCUCAAUUUCUCAAUUGAAAUAAAUGAAAAAAACGUUGUAAAAUUCAAAA
Daphnia carinata is the source of this 605-nucleotide messenger RNA. RefSeq lists its product as uncharacterized. The transcript has 2 exons. Lineage: Eukaryota; Metazoa; Arthropoda; Branchiopoda; Diplostraca; Daphniidae. The record is from RefSeq and is a predicted model, not a curated record. The coding region runs from base 220 to 522 and encodes 100 amino acids.